ACCCCACCCCCCUCGCGUCAGCUCUCUCCAGCCCAGCGGCCGCCGCGGCGGGAGGGGUGUUUUGACGGUUAGAUCAUGGCGACCAUAGAAGAAAUCGCACACCAGAUUAUUGAACAGCAGAUGGGUGAGAUUGUUACAGAGCAGCAGAACGAACAGAAGAUCCAGAUUGUGACAGCGCUUGACCAUAGCACCCAGGGCAAGCAGUUCACUCUGGCCAAUCAUGAGGGCUCCACCCCAGGAAAAGUCUUCCUCACAACCCCAGAUGCCGCAGGCGUCAGCCAGCUGUUUUUUGCCACUCCUGACCUGGCCACACCGCACCUCCAGCUCUUUACAGAAAAUUCGCCUGACCAAGGACCAAAUAAAGUUUUUGAUCUUUGUGUAGUAUGUGGAGACAAAGCAUCAGGACGUCAUUAUGGAGCAAUAACUUGUGAAGGCUGCAAAGGAUUUUUUAAAAGAAGCAUCCGGAAAAAUCUAGUGUACUCGUGUCGAGGGUCAAAAGACUGUGUGAUUAAUAAGCACCACCGAAACCGCUGUCAGUACUGCAGGUUACAGAGAUGCAUCGCCUUCGGCAUGAAACAGGACUCUGUUCAGUGUGAGAGAAAACCCAUUGAAGUAUCCCGAGAAAAAUCUUCCAACUGUGCGGCCUCGACAGAAAAAAUCUACAUCCGCAAAGACCUCCGAAGCCCACUGGCAGCCACUCCAACCUUUGUGACGGACGGCGAGGCCACCAGGUCAACGGGACUGUUGGAUUCAGGAAUGUUCGUGAAUAUUCAUCCGUCGGGAAUAAAAACUGAACCAACUAUGCUAAUGGCACCAGAUAAGGUUGAAUCAUGUCAGGGAGACCUAAGCACACUGGCCAGUGUGGUCACGUCACUAGCGAAUCUCGGCAAAGCUAAAGACCUUCCUUACACUAGUCACGACAUGCCUGUGGUGGAGAGCUUACGCAAUGGGGAUACACCCUUCUGUGCAUUUCAUCAGGAUAUCCAGACCAAUGGUGACGUCUCAAGGGCGUUUGACAACCUUGCCAAAGCCUUGACUCCCGGAGAAAGCCCAGCCUGUCAUAGCCCAGUGGAGAGCAUGGACGGACACGCGCACCUCAUCACUGGAGAGUCGAGCUACAUGGAAAAAGAGGGGCCGCUGCUCAGCGACUCCCAUGUAGUUUUCAGGCUCACCAUGCCUUCUCCUAUGCCCGAGUACCUGAAUGUGCACUACAUUGGGGAGUCGGCCUCCAGACUGCUGUUCUUGUCGAUGCACUGGGCACUUUCCAUCCCUUCUUUCCAGGCUCUAGGGCAAGAAAACAGUAUCUCGUUGGUAAAAGCGUAUUGGAACGAACUCUUCACUCUUGGUCUUGCCCAAUGCUGGCAGGUGAUGAACGUAGCAACCAUAUUAGCAACAUUUGUCAACUGUCUCCACAGUAGUCUUCAGCAAGACAAAAUGUCACCUGAAAGGAGAAAGUCACUGAUGGAGCACAUCUUCAAGUUGCAGGAGUUCUGUAACAGCAUGGUUAAACUCUGCAUCGACGGAUAUGAAUACGCCUACCUGAAGGCAAUAGUACUCUUCAGUCCAGAUCAUCCAGGCCUGGAGAACAUGGAACUGAUUGAGAGAUUUCAGGAAAAGGCUUAUGUGGAGUUCCAGGAUUAUAUCACCAGGACGUAUCCAGAUGACACCUACAGGCUAUCCCGACUACUUCUCAGACUGCCGGCUUUGAGACUGAUGAACGCCACCAUCACCGAGGAGUUGUUCUUCAAAGGUCUCAUUGGGAACGUGCGGAUCGACAGUGUCAUCCCACACAUUUUAAAGAUGGAGCCCGCCGACUACAACUCCCAGAUAAUCGGUCACAGCCUUUGAGAGCCGAGGGCAUGUGGCUGUGGACUCAGUUUACUGUCCCUUCUUGGGACACCAGACACCAAAUUGAACUGUUCCUUCCAGGGCAUCUGCAAGUACUAACUUUAAGAGUAACCAAAAUUCAAAGUAUUUUUAUUUUGGAUUCCUUCAGAAGAAUUGAAGUGACGAGGCAGGGAUCCGGAAUAGACUUCCCUCUCUGUGCUGUGGGGAGGAAUAAGAAAUGUGUGGGUCCGUUCUUGAUCAAGGUGACACCCAGGACUACUGUCUCCUCCUGACCAUCUACACUAAGCUUUCUCAUUCUAUUUUAUAAAACAAAUAAACUAGUAUUUCCCCUGAA
This is a messenger RNA of Peromyscus eremicus (cactus mouse), 2182 nucleotides long. It is a transcript of the gene Nr2c1, whose product is annotated as nuclear receptor subfamily 2 group C member 1. Bases 76 to 1848 code for a protein of 590 amino acids. The transcript has 14 exons. NCBI's taxonomy places the organism in Eukaryota, Metazoa, Chordata, Mammalia, Rodentia, Cricetidae. The record is from RefSeq and is a predicted model, not a curated record. Gene Ontology annotation, biological process: negative regulation of transcription by RNA polymerase II; cell differentiation; anatomical structure development. Gene Ontology annotation, molecular function: zinc ion binding; RNA polymerase II cis-regulatory region sequence-specific DNA binding; nuclear receptor activity.